This is a messenger RNA of Caenorhabditis auriculariae, 1293 nucleotides long. NCBI's taxonomy places the organism in Eukaryota, Metazoa, Nematoda, Chromadorea, Rhabditida, Rhabditidae. The record is from the annotation of a GenBank genome assembly.
AUGUUGUCGUCAAAUCUUGUACUACUUCUGAACGUCCUAUUCACUCCACUGAUAUAUUCCCAAUUCGAUAAUCAAGCUCAAAUCAUGCAAUGUAGCAACAUUGAGUUCUGCGCCACUAAUUUCAAGUUACUCCCAAAUUUUUAAUGAAGUUUUGAAGAAUUUCCAGGCCCUACAAAGACCCUGAGAUGAACAAGUUUCGUACAAAACGAUUACACGCAGAGCAGCUGGAAAAACUGUGGAAUCUCGUCAAAGACGAAGGCAUACAAGUUAUCAGCAAGUAUGGAAGUCGAGAACUUCCAUGACUCGGAUGGUUUCAGGAAUUCAGAACUAUAUUCGCUGAUUCAAGCUCGAACUUUUCUGUGCGUAGAUGACGUCGCCGGUUUUCUGCUUGACGACAACAUCACUGACUACGUAACUAGUUGCUUAUGGACAGGUAAUAGAAAAAAGAAGUGAUUUACUUGCCCUUUUUCUCUUUCUUUUUAUGCUUUGAUUCUCUGGAAGCCUUGCUGCUUUCCAGGCGGAGAACAAGUCUCCAAAUGCGCUCUAGUGCCUCCUCAGUACGCCAACGCCACAUUCACUUACAUGAAAGCUCCGAUUUGGGCCGCAAAACUGCGGGUUUCUCUUUUUGUGUCGAAGAUUUUCCUUGAGAAUGCGAGUUUCAGGAGUUUCGCACCAGAAUCGGCUGCAGUAACAGCGACAUUUUAGCGUCUCAAGGGGUAUUACGCAAUUUCUUUUAAUCGAUCUGAUUAUUAUUGAGUCGGAGAACUUUUUAGAGUACUCCUUCAAAUUAAUAUUCAGUCAAACUGUUCUCUAAACCACUUUAUAUAUUUCCUGAUUUACAUUACUUUCAAAUUUUUUGCUACCAAACUAAAAGUAAUUCUUUGGAACCAAAAUAAAUUUUUCUACGUCUCUCGAGACCUAGGGAGGCUGAAUCCUACGGAACAAAACCCUAGACAAACUUCUAAAAUAAAAAAUUUCGUGGAUGAAUCUUUUCCAUUAAACGAAUGGGCUUGAUCCAAAAUUUAACUCUAGACGAAGGCCUAUUUUUCAAGGAAAUAAAUAGAAAGAAAAUUUAAGAAAACGUGUUAAAUUGCAUGGAAGAUCUCCGAUUCGGAAAGAGAACUAUUUGAGAACGAAAGAGUCCCAACUUUUUUAAUGGAAACGGUUGAGGUACAAGAACUGUACAUUUGCAACGAACGAUGCGUUCAAGCGGGCUUCGGAUACCUCAUGUCGGUCCUCAUCAUCGUCACACUCACACUGUCUUUCUUCAAAAACUGCGUCGUGCACGAAUAA